Messenger RNA from Scheffersomyces coipomensis, 603 nucleotides. Its product is annotated as MIND complex subunit. Gene Ontology annotation, biological process: chromosome segregation. Gene Ontology annotation, cellular component: MIS12/MIND type complex. Lineage: Eukaryota; Fungi; Ascomycota; Pichiomycetes; Serinales; Debaryomycetaceae. Bases 1 to 603 code for a protein of 200 amino acids. The transcript has a single exon. The record is from RefSeq and is a predicted model, not a curated record.
AUGACAGAAACUACUUCAGACGUGACUAAGAUCAGGUUUGAACGUCUUGAGUUGGUGACGAGAAAGGCAUUGGAGCAUCUGAUCAAAAAAUCGUUGUCAUUAGACCAAAUAAAGACGUGUUAUCCUACUAUAGCUAGUACUGAUGAAGGUGUGAAAGCUUUAGAGAUUGCUAGAUCUCAAAUGAUAAAUUUCUGGCGUACAAGUUCAUUGAAGGAGUUUGAUUUGAUAUUCAAGGAAAAAGAUAUAGAGAACAAAUUGAAUGAAUUAGAUGAGAUUAUUCUGAUAGCUCAACAAAGGAAACGAGAUGGUGUUGAAGCACCAACUAAGAUUGAAAAUUAUACUCCCAAGGAAAUCAUUGAAUCAACAUUGUUAAGUAAUGGUUCAACUACAAUGGUAGAGAAUCUUAGUAUGAUAUAUAAACAGUUGUGUCUUGAUAAUCGAGAAUUCUAUGAAGAAUUAAAACAGUUAGGAUCUGAAAGUGAAGAUUUAAAACAAGAAAUCAAUGAUUCAAUUUCAACUCUUGAAAAGGAAAUUGAAACCAUCAAUAAAUAUAAUCCUAGAGAAAGUAUAGAAAAUCUAAUCAAUAAUUAUUCCAAAAAGUAG